AUCUUACGUUAUCAUAUACAUCAUAUACAUGAUGUUAUUUGGUCUUCAAACUUUAAUUAUACGUUCGACAUAAUAUAAUUAUUUCUUAAUAUUACAUAAAUAUACGUAAAAUACGAAGCUGAGGUCACGGACAUAUUAAGUUUCGAAGAGUUGAUAAUUAUAAAAAAAAAUUACAAAUAUAAGUAAAUGACCAUUUCUCCCUGCAAAAAAAAAAAUAUACUGAUAAUAGUAAAACACAAAAUAUAAACACAUAGAAGUAAAAAACACCUAAAACAAAGCUGAACAUAGAAAACAUAGUUACCCGGGUAAACCCAAACCGCAGCCAUUAAAUAGGAAACGAAAGUCUACAGGACCCGAACAAAUUGACGGGAUUCGAACACAACCACCAUUGUUUACUUCACCACGCUGAGUCGGUGAGGCCUUAUUUCACCGUCUUACAGAUAUGGAUAUUGUGGCUGCCUUCUCCACCUAUGGCUCGUGUGUUGAGCGCGAGGCAGAGCUGAGGGAAGGGGUGCAGGGAGCUGUGAAGGAUCUGGAGAAGACAUCAUAUGCAAUCAGCACCACCCUGGAGAAGAUACACAACACUCAGGGGAUUCAGAAUAUAGAUGCUAUAUGUACAGAGUGCCACCAGGAGCUGACCAAGGUGCCGGCCCUCUACCAGGCCCUUCAGGAAAAGGUGCCACCAGGAGAGUUUUACCGCUACCACCACAAUUUCCGUGGCACCACACACCGCCUUGUGGCUGCCACCUGCCUUAUCACCUACCUGGAGGAGAACAGGCUACCUAUGCAUGAGGAGGUGGCCAAGUCCCUGGGCCUUUGUACUCACAGGGACCAGGGUUUUCAUUUGGACCUGGAGGACUACCUGCAGGGCACCCUCAGUAUUAGCCAUGAACUCUCCAGACUGGCAAUCAACUCUGUCACAGCAGGAGACUACUCUCGGCCAUUUCAAAUAAGGCAAUUCCUGCGUGACCUCCAUGCUGCCUACUCCCUUCUGUUCCCCAAGAACGAGCUGCGAAAAAAGUUUGAUGAAUUGAAAUACUCGCUGAAAAAGACUGAGGAAGUGGUGUACAAUCUCUCCUUGCGGGGCCUAAAGCCUCAGGAAAUGGAAACCUCUGGCUAAGUUGGUUGUAUUUCUAACUAUGAUAACUCCAUAGGAUAAUUUUGUAUUUAUUGUUUAUCAAUUUACUUGUUAUGAGAUUAAUGCUUGUAUCUGAAGUGAAUAAGAUCUUAAUUUACUUUUCUUUAUAUUUUGAUACUUUUGGGAGGACUGUUCAGGGCACAGACAGCAGUGUUACAUUCCUUCCCUCAUGACUCAUUUUGAGUCUGAGGAAGAGAAGAGUGUUAAAUUAUUUAAAAUUACUUUGAAAAAAUAGUUGUGCUGUUUUCUGUGAAUGCUGUACUGGCCUUUUGAGAAUCUCAUGUGUCAUGUUCUGGUUUAUUAAAAAAACAUAUUUUGUUAUUGUUGCUGUUAUUGGAGCUUAUUUCACUAUUCUAGAAGUGCUCUAUUAUCAGUUUACCAUGAUGGUGAUUAAUUUUGGUGAUAUAUCUGCUGUAGAGAUGGAUGCAGUGACAGCUUGACACUCCUUGAUUAUUACAUGCAACUAGUCCAUUCUGUCCAAGGUAUAUUUAGUAGCUAUAAGAUAAAGAAAUGUUGAGGUGCAACAUAGCAAGAUAGUUGUGUGUAUGUAUGUGUGUGUGAGAGGAAGAGUGUGAGAGAGAGUGAAUGUGUUCAGAGGAGGAUCAAGUAUUAUUGACCGCAUAUUACUUAGUGUUCGUAAAAUGUAUGAGGCUGAAGUGGUUGUGGUCCCUUGUAAAUUUGCCCUUCUAUGUUUUCUCUCUCUCUCUCUCUCUCUCUCUCUCUCUCUCUCUCUCUCUCUCUCUCUCUCUCUCUCUCUCUCUCUCUCUCUCUCUCUCUCUCUCUCUCUCUCUCUCUCUCUCUCUCUCUCUCUCUCUCUCUCUCUCUCUCUCUCUCUCUCCCCACCUUGGUGUUACCUCCUAUACAGCUCUAUUUUUUAUUUUUUUUAUUUGUGUUUAAAUUAUUUUUUAAAUCGUAAGAAUACUUGUAUGUUCAAUAUGCAAUGUGUAUGAUAUGUAUGAACUUAAUUUGCACGUUUGUAUAAAAUAUAUGAAGUAAAUAUGCAUUUUAUUUAAAUUUCAAUGUUAAUUUUUGUACCAGAAUGUAUCUAGCACUAAAUAUACUCGUGUGUAGGGAAGCACAGUCUAGUCAAUUAUGAUACAUAAUGUCAACACUUUUUAGGUUCAUUGUUCUCUUUCCCUUCUAAGAUACUACUACAACUGUAAGUUUUGCACAGCUCUCUUGUCCAGUCAUUGGAUAACCACAGUCACCACUUGUAUAGGCCUGCACUACAUGUCUAUGAAUAAUGUCACCAUCACCACUUUGAGCUUUAGUGAUAACAGUGUUCAGUGUUGGAGUCAUGGAAAUGCCUUAUUGAAUCUGGUCCAAGCUAAUGAUAGUAUAUAUUAAGAGUUUCGCAUGUAAUCAUGUGUUCUCUCCACUGAAGUUUUGUGUACUGUUGUAUGUAAACCAACAUCUACAUUUUUUUUUUUUUUUUUUUUUUGUCAUUUACAUGUAUAUCGUGUUUAAAGUAAUUAUUGUGAAUUUUAUCAAUAUAUUCACUUUCUAUUUAUUUGCAGUGUAUCAUGGUACCUUCUUUUUCAAAUUUUUAACUGAUAGUAAGGCAUAUGCCAUGAAAUAUUGCCUUAACAUUUGCCUCCAUACUAAAAGUUACUAAAAGAUACCAGAAUCAGUGUUAUCUAGGUAAGCUAUCGUGCAUUAGUGCUUGGCAAAGUUUUCUUUUACUGCAACUCAGUUCAAAGUAAUGUGCUGUCCUUACAGCUCAAUCAUAGGUCUUUUGUAUACUACUGAUUAUUGCAUCAAUUUCUUUACACCCAUAUGAAGAUGAGUGAUGUGCUGAUAAUAUGGUUAUUAAAUUCUAUAAGUGCAGUGCACUAGAGAAACUUUGAAAAUAUUUGUUUUUUUGGAAACGGGUAGAUUACCAUAUCAGAUUCUCAUAUGUAACUACAAACUCAUUGACACAUGUGAAGAUCAUAAAAAUUAUUUGUAAUAACCUCAAUUUUUAACAAGUGACUGAAAUGUGUGGUUAAAUGACUCUUGGUGAAGAUCAUAAAAUAUUUGUAAUGUCAAUUUUUAAUAAGUGACGGAAAUGUGUGAUUAAGCGAUUCUUGGUUAUUAUUGCAAAGUUGACAUAAUUGUUUUCAUAAAUAUAUUCCUGAACAUCACAAGUUGUGAUUCACCUCACAUAUCCCAACACCAGAAGUUUUAAGUGAAUAAUACACAAUUAAUUACAGUUAAGUUGUUUUACAAUAUGAAUUGCCUCAAUGUAAAUCGUCAAUUAUUUAUGUAAUCGGCAAAUAAAAGUUGUAUAAAAUCAUGGAAUAAAAUGUGAAAG
This is a messenger RNA of Scylla paramamosain (green mud crab), 3431 nucleotides long. It is a transcript of the gene trsn, whose product is annotated as translin-like. Gene Ontology annotation, cellular component: nucleus; cytoplasm. Gene Ontology annotation, molecular function: RNA binding; sequence-specific DNA binding; single-stranded DNA binding. The transcript is spliced from 5 exons. The coding region runs from base 443 to 1120 and encodes 225 amino acids. Gene Ontology annotation, biological process: RNA metabolic process. The record is from RefSeq and is a predicted model, not a curated record. NCBI's taxonomy places the organism in Eukaryota, Metazoa, Arthropoda, Malacostraca, Decapoda, Portunidae.